AUGAACUCCAUCGACUCACAGGUUCACCACACAACUGGUCCUGCCGUCAGUCCGCUCCAACCAUUGCACAAAAGCACGCACGAGGCACCAGAGAUGACCGUCUAUUGCGACAACUUCAGCAUGUACCAUCAGCAGAGCUUGCCGGGGGCGCAGCGACCCGCCGGCUACGGCCUCAGUGACUACACGCCGACCCCGAACCCGUACCUAUGGCUCAAUGGCCCUGGUGUCAAUUCGUCUUCUUCCUAUCUACAUGGCAACAACGGCACCUCGUUCAUCCCGCCAUCUUAUGGCUCCCAGCGGCAGUUCCUAACUAAUUCGCCUGGUUUUGCAAGUCCCGACCUUGGAUGGCUUUCUAUUGCAAGCCAAGAAGAGCUGUUAAAGCUCGUGCGCCCGCCGUACUCGUACUCUGCCCUAAUAGCUAUGGCAAUCCAGAACGCGCACGACAAGAAGCUCACCUUGAGCCAGAUCUAUCAGUACGUAGCAGACAACUUUCCCUUCUACAAGAAAAGCAAAGCAGGCUGGCAGAACUCCAUCCGACACAACCUCUCCCUCAACGACUGUUUCAAAAAGGUGCCACGAGAUGAGGACGAUCCUGGGAAAGGAAAUUACUGGACCCUGGACCCGAAUUGUGAAAAGAUGUUUGACAACGGAAACUUCCGCAGAAAAAGGAAACGCCGGUCUGAUUCCAGUACAGCGGUCACCGGCAGCACAAAAUCUGAGGAUGGACGGCAAAUUCCUGGUGUCAAACCGUCAGACAGCCCGCACCUUACUGGAUCCUCUUCUCCCGAGAUGGAUGCUGUUAACGAAAACCACAAAAGCGUAUCACCCACAGGCUUGGCUUCUGCGCCGUGUUUUAACAACUUCUUCAGCAGUAUGUCGACCCUCGGUUCCACUUCUGGUCAGCAUGCCAGACAGGGCUCUCUUGCCUUAGUUAAUGAAUUCUCCAACAGAAACAUCAACGCCCUGAGCCCGUACCACGCUAGUGCCGCACCUGAGGCCGGGGGACCGACAGAACAUCCGGACAGUAUGCACAUGAAUCGGGGAAUGUACUACAAUUCCUUCAGCGGGGGUCAAAGUGCACAGUUUAAUGGACAUUUCUAUAACAGCUUCACUGUAAACAGUCUCAUAUACCCUCGUGAGGGCACGGAGGUAUAA
Messenger RNA from Chanos chanos (milkfish), 1155 nucleotides. It is a transcript of the gene foxi2, whose product is annotated as forkhead box I2. The transcript is spliced from 2 exons. The record is from RefSeq and is a predicted model, not a curated record. Lineage: Eukaryota; Metazoa; Chordata; Actinopteri; Gonorynchiformes; Chanidae. The coding region runs from base 1 to 1155 and encodes 384 amino acids. Gene Ontology annotation, molecular function: RNA polymerase II cis-regulatory region sequence-specific DNA binding; DNA-binding transcription factor activity, RNA polymerase II-specific. Gene Ontology annotation, biological process: cell differentiation; anatomical structure morphogenesis; regulation of transcription by RNA polymerase II.